Messenger RNA from Prunus armeniaca (apricot), 588 nucleotides. NCBI's taxonomy places the organism in Eukaryota, Viridiplantae, Streptophyta, Magnoliopsida, Rosales, Rosaceae. The record is from the annotation of a GenBank genome assembly.
AUGGAUGGAAUGCCUUCAAUGUCCUCCAAAGAACAGAAGGUCACUUUAAGGGAAUUUUAUGCUGUGAUAUACCCUUAUCUUAGACAACUUGAAGGCGAGUUUAACGAACUGGAAGAUAAUAAUAAUCAUAAUUACAAUAAUAAGAAAAGCCGAUGCACAGAUGUUUUGAGCCGAAAGAAGAUGGAAGGCUGGAGGAAGCUGUCGGAUAAAGAUCAAGAUAGAGAUGAUGAAUGUGGAAUAUGCAUGGAAAACUGUACAAAGAUGGUGUUGCCCAACUGUGGGCAUUCCAUGUGCAUCACCUGCUUCCAUAAUUGGAAUGCACGAUCGCAAUCCUGCCCUUUUUGCCGUGACAGCCUAAAGAGAGUCAGCUCUAGAGAUUUGUGGGUUCUCACUAGCAACAGUGAUGUGAUUGAUACAGUUACCCUUGCCAAGGAGAACCUAAGACGUUUCUAUCUUUAUAUUGAAAAUCUACCUGUAGUUGUGCCUGCAACACAUGUUGUGGCUUUGGAGAUUCUUGAGUUACAUCAAAGAGUAGCCUGCCCGCCUCCAAUGACAAAGGCACCUUCAAGUCUCUGGCAACAGCACUGA